Messenger RNA from Talaromyces atroroseus, 2274 nucleotides. Its product is annotated as Dihydroxy-acid dehydratase, mitochondrial. Gene Ontology annotation, cellular component: mitochondrion. NCBI's taxonomy places the organism in Eukaryota, Fungi, Ascomycota, Eurotiomycetes, Eurotiales, Trichocomaceae. The transcript is spliced from 5 exons. Gene Ontology annotation, biological process: branched-chain amino acid biosynthetic process. Gene Ontology annotation, molecular function: dihydroxy-acid dehydratase activity. The record is from RefSeq and is a predicted model, not a curated record. The coding region runs from base 1 to 2274 and encodes 757 amino acids.
AUGUCAGAUUCGACCCUUGUGAAGACUGCCCAAAUCUCGGCCAUCCUGACUGCCGCCGCUGCUUCUGGCGGUAUUAUCUCUAUUUCACUAUUCGCUCUCCCCGGGUUCAUCGUCAAGCCUCGUCAGCGCAAAGGCACCGAUCGCGAAAAAGCCUUGGGAGCAUCGAUUUCUCAUAUUGCUCGCCAGUGGCAAUAUGACUACGACGUGGGAAAGAUUGUCUUUCCGUCAGCCGCUUUGAUUUCGAGCUUAUUGUACUCUUAUGUUGCAUACGCUGUUCGUGGUGAACGCAGCGGGCGCUAUUUGAGUGCACUCUACGCCACGGCAGCUGGAUUGAACCUCUUGAUCGGGCCAUUCACGGGAUUUGCAAUUCUUCCAGUCAACAAUCUCAUCUGGUCAUACCUGGACAAGAAUGAUGACCUGGCGGUGGAGAGGGUGACUGCGACUGCUGAAGAAAAGCUACAACAAGAGCAAGAUGAGCACAAGUUCGAAGCAAAGUAUCUCGAUUACUCGCCCGUCCCUUACGGGUCAAAGCACGAGGAUGGAGCGCCAGUUCUGAAUCGAUAUUCAACAGUCUUGACCCGCGGACAUGACUCGCCUGCCGCACAGGCGAUGCUUUAUGCCGCUGGAGUUCCUGACCGCAAUGCGAUGAAGAAGAGCCCUCAGGUCGGCGUUGCCACGGUCUGGUGGGAGGGAAAUCCAUGCAACAUGCAUCUUUUAGAGCUGGGAAAAACUGUGAAGAAGUCGAUUACAGAAAGAGACCUCAUUGCUUGGCAAUACAACACAAUAGGCGUUUCGGAUGGUAUCACCAUGGGGACCGAAGGAAUGCGGUUUUCUUUGCAAACCAGAGAACUGAUUGCCGACAGCGUGGAGACAGUUACUUGUGCCCAAUAUCAUGACGCAUGCAUUGCCAUUCCGGGAUGUGACAAGAACAUGCCUGGUGUAGUCAUGGGUAUGGCUAGACACAAUAGACCUUCUAUUAUGAUUUACGGAGGGACGAUAGCUGUGGGAUAUUCAAAUCUGCUACGAAAGCGAAUCAACAUCUCAACCUGCUUUGAGGCUGCAGGAGCUUACGCUUACGAUACACUUCGCCAACCGGAUGAUGGAGGGGACACGAGCAAAUCCAAAGAUGAGAUUAUUGAGGAUUUGGAAAGUCACGCUUGCCCUGGUGCAGGCGCCUGCGGCGGCAUGUAUACUGCUAAUACUUUGGCGACUGCUAUUGAAUCUAUGGGGCUGAGCUUGCCAGGAUCUUCGUCUACACCAGCCGAAUCCCCAGCCAAAAUGCGCGAGUGUGUAAAGGUAGCUGAUGCUAUACAGGUUUGUAUCGAGAAAGAUAUUACCCCGCGUAAGCUUCUUACCAAGAGCUCCUUUGAAAAUGCUUUGGUUAUGACGAUGGCCUUGGGAGGUAGUACCAAUGGCGUUCUUCACUUUCUAGCAAUGGCACGAACUGCAGAGGUUGAUUUGACCCUCGAUGAUUUCCAGAGAGUGAGCAACAAAAUUCCCUUCAUUGCUGACCUGGCACCGAGUGGCAGGUAUUACAUGGCCGAUCUUUAUGAGAUAGGGGGAAUUCCGUCGGUACAGAAGCUGCUCAUUGCAGCUGGGUUGUUGAACGGCGAUAUUCCUACUGUGACUGGUAAGACUCUCGCUCAGAAUGUAGAGUCUUUCCCUUCGCUUCCUCAAGACCAGGUCAUUAUACGGCCCUUGAACAACCCCAUAAAACCUACCGGCCACUUGCAAAUCCUGCGAGGCAACCUCGCUCCAGGGGGCGCUGUGGCGAAAAUAACAGGAAAAGAAGGGUUGAAGUUCACGGGAAAAGCUCGUGUGUUCAACAAAGAACACGAACUGAAUGAUGCCCUUACCAAGGGGAAGAUUCCUCGCGACGAGAACCUGGUGCUCAUCGUUCGCUACGAGGGCCCGAAGGGCGGACCAGGGAUGCCGGAGCAACUCAAAUCAAGUGCGGCGCUGAUGGGGGCAAAUCUGACCAAUGUUGCAUUGCUCACAGAUGGGAGAUAUUCUGGUGCCAGUCAUGGGUUCAUUGUCGGCCAUAUUGUCCCCGAAGCCGCGGUUGGCGGUCCAAUUGCCCUUGUUCAAGACGGAGAUUUGAUAACCAUCGACGCCGAGACAAAUCAGCUCAACAUGAAUGUCUCCGAGGCCGAGUUACAGGAACGAUUGAAAAGCUGGCAACCGCCCAAGCCGCAGCUUACACGCGGAGUGCUUGCAAAAUAUGCAAGACUUGUGGGCGAUGCUUCCCAUGGAGCCAUGACGGAUCUAUUUUAG